Molecule: messenger RNA, 405 nt
Organism: Botrytis porri
Lineage: Eukaryota; Fungi; Ascomycota; Leotiomycetes; Helotiales; Sclerotiniaceae
Exons: 1
Coding region: 1-405 (134 amino acids)
Source: RefSeq, a predicted model, not a curated record
AUGGCACGAUCCCAAGCCGCUGCUACUUCCACCGCAGAAACCCGCCCUCAAUCCACCAAAGCACGCGCAACAACCAAAGACGAGCAACACAAAGAAUGGGAAGUCAAAGAAAUUCUCGAAGUGAAAAAGAAAUGGAAGAGUCUAUACGUUCGAGCAUCUUGGGUUGGCUAUCGCGAAGAAGAUCCAGAAUGGUAUCCCAUCUCCGAUUUCAAGACCUCGCCAUAUUUGUUGAAGAAGUUCUACCGGGAGAAUCCUAAAGCGCUAGGUCCGCCUGCACAAUUGCCGGCUUGGGAAGAGGCCUUUGAGGCGGGAGAGGAGGAUUAUGAGCACUUGAAUAGUAAUAAGUCGAUGGAUCCGGUUUCGAAGUCGAGAUAUCUCAAGCAGAUUUCUUCGGUGGCUGAGUGA